Molecule: messenger RNA, 693 nt
Organism: Scophthalmus maximus (turbot)
Lineage: Eukaryota; Metazoa; Chordata; Actinopteri; Pleuronectiformes; Scophthalmidae
Product: myosin light chain 3
Exons: 1
Coding region: 53-640 (195 amino acids)
Cellular component (GO): myosin II complex
Molecular function (GO): calcium ion binding
Source: RefSeq, a predicted model, not a curated record
UCAUAAAGGCGUCAACUCGUCCACCUCCGCCUGUCCUCCGCUCCGCAGCACAAUGGCUCCGAAGAAAGUGGAACCAAAGAAGACAGAGGUUAAGAAGGUGGAGGCGAAGAAAGAGGAGCCCGCUCCUCCUCCCAAACCCGCGGAGCCCAAACCUCCGGAGGUCGACCUGUCGAGCGUCGUGGUGGAGUUCACUCCCGACCAGAUCGAAGAGUUCAGAGAUGCCUUCACGUUGUUCGACGAGACGCCCGCGGGCGAGAUGAAGAUCACCUUUGCCCAAUGCGGAGACGUGAUGCGAGCGCUGGGUCACAACCCGACCAACGACGAGGUGCUGAAGCUCCUUGGGAGGCCGAAGGCGGAGGAGCUGAACGUGAAGCUGCUGGACUUCGACAGCUUCCUGCCGAUGCUGCAGCACGUGGCGCGUUCCAAAGAGCAGGGCACCUUCGAGGACUUCGUGGAGGGUCUGAGGGUCUUCGACAAGGAGGGUAAUGGCACUGUGAUGGGGGCGGAGCUUCGCCAUGUCCUCGCCACGCUGGGAGAGAAGAUGACCGAGGACGAGGUGGAUCGGCUGAUGGUGGGACAGGAGGACGCCAACGGACACAUCAACUACACCGAGUUCGUCAAACACAUCUUGGCCGGAUAGAGAAGAGGAUAGAGAAGAGUUUGUCCUCUGACUGAAUAAAAGUCUCAACGUGU